UCGUUCUGAGAAUCAAAAAUGGUAACACACUGCCACCUGGUGAAAAGUGAGGAAACACAUUGAACAGUCGUUGCUACGGCAACAGAAUGCAAACUCGGAAAAUGGUAAACGAAAGUUCCAAGUUGUUGGAACAUUCCAAACAUGGCUUUGUGACGAAUAGAAGGUAGAGGCUACUGCCUAUUUUUUUUUUUGAAAGAUAGGCUAUACUUCGUAACUGAUAACUAUACAUAUAGGAUGUCGUUGUCGUUGGCUGAAUGAAGAAUGUGAAUGCCUACUUUAUUAACUCGAUCUUUGAUUUACAUUCGAGAGUUGUCCUGAGGAUGUCUUCACCACAGCUGAUACAUACAGGGCGUCAGAUGACGGCUGUACCCUCUCCAAGAGCCGAGUCUCUGGUCGAACCUGUGGUAAGAAGAAAAACAACUAAUCCUUUCCGAGUGCCUGAUGGCACCAGUAUCUUUGUCUUGAGGAAUAAAGAGAGGGAACAUAAGAAAAAGGAACUGGAACAGCAGCGCAGCCUGAAGGUUCACGAGAAGGUUUCCUUUGCGGGGAGGGUAAGGGCCGGUGAUAGCCGGCUGAGGAGGAAGGUUGCAGGGGAGCCACUGGAGGACAAUGACGGCGAUACCCGACCCUCUGGAACCCUCAAGUUCGCGUGGAUGGCGGCCAUGAUAAAAGAUCGCACCGUUGACCGAGAGAGCAUAAGUGAAUACAUCGCAAACAAGAGAGACAUGUUCCUGCUGGAGUACUCAUUAGAAGUGAAGCGUGGCGAGAUUGAUAAGCUGGAGGCCACAGCCACAUCUAUGGAGAAGAAGCUUGACCAGGCUGAGCGCUUCCUAGAGGAAGACAGUGUCAUGUUUGACGAGUUCCUCAAGGAGAAUGACAGGAACUCUGUAGCGGCCUCUAAAAAGGCAGAGCAAGAGACCAAACUAAAAUUAGAGAAGGUGCUUGAGAUCAAGAGACUCUCUGCCAAAAUGAUGGCUGUUAAGAGUGACAUUUCUAAGUAUGAGGACAAUCUGAAUGAGUACACACUGUAUAAGAACUUCCUGUUUAGGCUCUCUCCACCUGAGUGGCUGGAGCAGCAGCGCGCCAAGAGAGAGAAGCGUUGUAAGGCCAGAACGAAGGAGCAAGAGAAGGCAGCGAAGAAGGAGGCUGUCGCCAAGAGUCCUAAGAGAAAUUCCGCUAGAGAGAAAUCGGGGGGAUCGAGAGGGACCUUAUCAAGCAAGGGGCUGCCCCCUGUCAGAGAGGCCAAGAUGCUGUCCGCUCCAGGCUCCAAAGACUACCCACAGAGUGACAAAUUAGAUGCAGCAUCUGGAAUUGAUGAUGACAGCUCGGAGUAUGAGGAUGACCCAGAGCUGUACUUCACUGACCCCCAGCAGCUCCUUGAUCUGCUCACUGAGCUCGAGGAGCAGAACCUCUCUCUGGUCCAAAAUGCCUGCGAGACAGAGGAGAACCUAGAGAAGUUCCGGAACAUCUUUGAAGAGACUCGCAAGAAAAUGGAUGUCGAGUCUGAGGAGCUGAAAAAGCAGAUUGAGAUCAUGAACUAUGCCAUCCAGCGUGAGCAGGAGAAGGCGUCAGAGCUGGAGCUCAUGGCUAGGCUCUUUAGCUUCGGGAAGUUUAGGAAUGAGGACCAGGAUGUGAUGUUACACACCCUGAAAUGUAAGAUUAGGGAGUUGUACCAGUGCUGUGUCGGUGACAGUGAGGCUAACGUCAGCCCACUGCAGAUGCUGAACAGUAUUGAGAACCUACUGGGAGACCUGAUGGAGAGGAUUGAGGUGAUUCCCAAGGAAAAGAUGCUCAAUGCCAAGAAGGCCAAGGAGAAAGAGAGGAGAGUCAGGUUAAGAGAGGACAAAAUUAAACUGCAGAAAAAAGGACAGGAGGAAAGGGUCAGAAAGGCUAUGGAGAGAUCUCAAACUGAAAACCAGCCAAGAGUGGGUAAGAAGCUAAUGCAAAGAUCUGAGCCCCCAUCUCGCAAGCUGAAUGUGACCCAGAAAACAGAUUUCUCUGACAAAGACAAAGAGGACCAGCUCUUCUUUUUCACUUAAGAGAUGGGUUGCAAGCUACAAAUGGCACCUGUAGCUUGGAGCUAUUCCCAUCUUAAUUACGCUGUGGCAGGUGCCUAGGGGAAUAUGUACAAGUGUAAUGUUACUCCAUGCUAUGGGGAGUAAGACAGAACUCUAUUUUUAACCUAUAAGUUGAUUGGAUUUGAUAGGUCUGUAGAUGUAUUUAGAAGUGCUGGGGGUGGUGCAGAGGACCAUGCUGUUGAUUUGGCCAGGACAAAACUGACAGGACAUAACGAGGGUCAAUGUGGUCAUGUUAAGUUACACAAGUUUAAUUCCUUUUGACUAUUUUACAAACAUGACCAUUAUAUUUGAUACAAAUGCUUUUGAUAAACGUUUUAAAAUUUGGUGUGACAGAUAAUUUCUUAAUUAUUCCUCAUUAUAGUCUGUAAUGAACGUGAAUGUCGUGCUUGAAAGUAAAGUUGUGGAUUUGAUACAAAA
Molecule: messenger RNA, 2495 nt
Organism: Clupea harengus (Atlantic herring)
Lineage: Eukaryota; Metazoa; Chordata; Actinopteri; Clupeiformes; Clupeidae
Gene: cfap100
Product: cilia and flagella associated protein 100
Source: RefSeq, a predicted model, not a curated record